This is a messenger RNA of Diospyros lotus (date-plum), 3900 nucleotides long. Its product is annotated as probable LRR receptor-like serine/threonine-protein kinase At4g36180. The record is from RefSeq and is a predicted model, not a curated record. Gene Ontology annotation, molecular function: protein kinase activity; receptor serine/threonine kinase binding; ATP binding. The transcript has a single exon. The coding region runs from base 306 to 3716 and encodes 1136 amino acids. Gene Ontology annotation, biological process: protein phosphorylation. Lineage: Eukaryota; Viridiplantae; Streptophyta; Magnoliopsida; Ericales; Ebenaceae.
UGCCUCUUCCUAACUUAAAAAGUGCUCAUUCGUCAGGGUUUUGGGGGAAAGAAAUGAAAAGAAAAGAAAAGAAAGCCCAAGAGAGAGAGUGAGAGAGAGCGAGAGGUUCUGCGGGGAAUGCGCACGGUGCCGCAGCAUAUGGCCUUGCCUGUAUCUGUAUCUCCCUCUCCUGCGGCCGCCACUCUCAGGACACCACUGCUAACAUACGCUCCCGCUGCGCCGUCUCGUAACGUCAACAGCCUUUCCGGCACAAGACAAAACUGGUAGAAGCAGAAGGAGCCCCAACGUCUCCAAGUCCUCUCAUCAUGGCCUCUAAGACGUGUUUUAUUGCAGUGUUCCUUGCGGGGGUUAUCCUCGCCCCCUUCUUGUCGUGCGCCGCCCAGCGCAGCGCCGAAACCCUAACCGAAAUCGAAGCCCUCACCUCCUUCAAGCUCAGCCUCCAUGACCCUCUCGGAGCUCUCAACGCCUGGGACGCCUCCACGCCGCUGGCCCCCUGCGACUGGCGCGGCGUCGCCUGCUACAACGGCCGGGUCAGUGAGCUCCGCCUCCCUCGGCUCCAGCUCGCUGGGCCACUCACUGGCCAAAUCGCUAACCUGCGCAUGCUCCGGAAGCUGAGCCUCCGUUCCAACUUCUUCAACGGUACCAUUCCUUCUUCUCUCUCCAAAUGCACAGCCUUGCACUCAGUUUUCUUGCAAUACAACUCGUUUUCCGGCAAGUUCCCGCCGGAAAUUGCAAACCUCACUGGCCUCCAAAUCCUCAAUGUCGCCGAGAACCACCUCAUCGGGGAAGUCCCCGGCGAUCUCCCUCCGAACCUUCGUUUCAUCGACCUUUCGUCGAACUCGUUCUCCGGCGAAAUACCGAGAAAUUUCCCGACUUCAUCCCAGCUUCAACUCAUCAACUUGUCCUACAACCAGUUCUCCGGCGAGAUCCCGGCUGGCUUGGGCGAUCUGCAGCGACUUCAGUACCUCUGGCUCGAUUACAACCUUCUGGAAGGGACUUUACCUUCGGCGUUAGCCAACUGUUCUUCACUAGUACACCUGAGCGCCGAAGGCAACUCCCUUGGCGGUGUAAUACCAGCGGCAGUAGGUGCAUUACCGCAACUCCAAGUGGUUUCUCUAUCGCGCAACAAUCUCUCUGGUUCGAUCCCUUCUUCCAUGUUUUGCAACGUCUCGGUUUAUCCGCCGUCUCUUCGAAUUGUGCAGCUAGGGUUUAAUGCUAUCACGGAUAUUAUCACGCCGGAGACAACGACUUGCUUCACUGUUCUGCAGGUUUUGGACCUUCAACAGAAUCAGAUACAAGGCGCGUUUCCCCUGUGGCUGACCAACGUUUCCCAAUUGACGAGAUUGGACAUUUCGGGAAACUCAUUAUCAGGUCCAAUUCCUGCUUCCAUCGGAAGGUUAGAGAGAUUGGAGGAGCUAAAGAUUGCGAAUAAUUCACUGAAAGGUGUGGUUCCAGCCGAGAUCACAAAAUGCGGCGUACUUCGGGUUCUUGAUCUUGAAGGAAAUGGCCUCACUGGUGAAAUUCCUGCUUUUUUGAGUGAGCUUAGAGGCUUGAUGACGUUGUCACUUGGGGGAAAUCAAUUCACUGGUUCAGUUCCUUCAAGUUUUGGCAAUCUUACUGAGCUCGAAGCCCUGAACUUGAACGAUAAUGGCUUGACCGGAGACCUGCCAGCGGAGAUAAUGGCAUUGAGCAAUUUGACCACACUAAGCCUCAGUGGGAACAAGUUUUCCGGCAAAGUACUGGAAAAUAUUGGGGAUUUGAGGCAGUUAUCGGUGCUGAACUUGAGUGGGAAUGGUUUCUCAGGCCCUGUUCCGGUUAGUUUGGGCCGGCUUUACAAGCUAACGACACUUGAUUUGAGCAAGCAGAAUCUUUCCGGCCAGUUGCCUCUUGAUCUUGCAGGUCUACCAAAUCUGCAAGUCAUUGCUUUGCAAGAGAACAUGUUAUCUGGGGAUGUUCCUGAAGGUUUCAGCAGCUUGCUGGGUUUGCGCUACUUGAACCUCUCUUCCAAUGCUUUCUCUGGUCACAUUUCUCCAACCUUUGGCUUCCUUAAAUCAUUAGUUGUUCUUUCAUUGUCUAACAAUCACCUCUCCGGCUCAAUUCCACCUGAGCUAGGGAAUUGCUCUAGCCUCGAAGUUUUGGACCUUGGAUCUAAUUCUUUGAGUGGCUCAAUUCCAGUUGACCUCUCCCGUCUCUCCCAUUUGAACGACCUUGAUUUAGCUAGCAACAAUUUGACUGCUGAAAUCCCAGAUCAAAUUUCCAAUUGUUCAUCGCUAAGGUCUCUUCUGCUAAACUCAAAUAAUCUUUCGGGCAAGAUACCAGCCUCAUUGUCCAAUUUGUCGAGCCUAGAAGUGCUGGAUCUCUCCAUUAACAAUUUGACUGGAGAAAUUCCAGCAAAUCUUUCACUCAUUUCCAGCUUGGUCUACUUCAAUGUGUCCCAAAACAACCUUGAGGGUGAGAUCCCGGCAAUGCUGGGUUCAAGAUUCAACAAUACUUCUUCCUAUGAAGGAAAUGAAAAUUUGUGUGGGAGGCCCUUGGACAGGAAAUGUGAGGUGGUCAAUUCCAGCAGGAGGAAGAGGCUGAUUCUAUUAAUUGCUAUGGUUGCCAGUGGGGCUUGUCUCGUGGCAUUGUGCUGUUGCUUCUACAUUUUCAGUCUUUUGAGGUGGCGGAAAAGGCUCAAAGAAGGGGCAGCUAAGGAGAAGAAAAAGAGUCCAGCAAGGGCAAGCUCAGCAGCAAGUGGUGGGCGCGGCAGUGGUGACAAUGGGGGACCAAAGCUUGUCAUGUUCAAUAACAAGAUCACCCUUGCUGAAACAAUAGAGGCGACCAGGCAAUUCGACGAAGAGAAUGUACUGAGCAGGACUCGGUAUGGGUUAGUGUUCAAAGCUUGUUACAAUGACGGAAUGGUGCUGGCAAUUCGCAGGCUCCCGGAUGGAUCACUAGACGAAAACAUGUUCAGAAAAGAGGCCGAGUCCCUCGGAAAAGUGAAGCACCGAAAUCUCACAGUCCUUCGGGGCUACUAUGCCGGGCCACCAGAUCUGAGACUCCUAGUCUACGAUUACAUGCCCAAUGGAAACCUCGCAACACUCCUCCAAGAAGCCUCCCACGAAGAUGGGCAUGUCCUCAAUUGGCCAAUGCGGCACCUCAUAGCGCUUGGAAUCGCCCGCGGCCUUGCAUUCUUGCACUCAGCUUCAAUGGUUCAUGGAGAUGUCAAGCCUCAAAACGUUCUAUUCGAUGCGGAUUUUGAAGCCCAUCUCUCCGAUUUCGGGCUGGACAAGCUCAUGGUAGCAACGCCCGCAGAGCCCUCAACUUCAGCAGCCUCAGUUGGGACCGUGGGUUAUGUAUCCCCAGAAGCAACACUGACAGGGGUAGCCACAAAAGAGUCGGAUGUUUACAGCUUCGGGAUCGUGUUGCUUGAGCUGCUAACAGGGAAGCGGCCAGUGAUGUUCACGCAAGAUGAGGACAUAGUCAAGUGGGUAAAGAGGCAAUUGCAGAGAGGCCAGAUAUCGGAGCUGCUAGAGCCGGGGCUGCUUGAGCUCGACCCAGAAUCAUCAGAGUGGGAAGAGUUCUUGCUAGGCGUGAAAGUUGGGUUACUCUGCACAGCACCGGACCCCCUGGACCGGCCCACCAUGGCCGACAUCGUGUUGAUGCUCGAAGGCUGCCGGGUCGGCCCGGAUAUCCCGUCGUCGGCCGACCCCACCUCCCAACCUUCGCCGGCAUAACGGAUUAAGAAAAUUCCCAACUUUUUCCAAUUGUUAAUUUUUAUUUUUAUUUGUUUUGGUUUCUAGAAUUCAAGUUGUAAUAGUAGGCUUUUUAUUCUGGAGUUCCUUGUUUUUGGGUUUGGUUUUUCGCUAUUUUGUUUUGUUAUUUGAAACGCCGUGCCGGGCGGGAUUGUAUGGAUCAGAA